Molecule: messenger RNA, 2501 nt
Organism: Ziziphus jujuba (common jujube)
Lineage: Eukaryota; Viridiplantae; Streptophyta; Magnoliopsida; Rosales; Rhamnaceae
Product: probable metal-nicotianamine transporter YSL7
Exons: 6
Coding region: 136-2250 (704 amino acids)
Cellular component (GO): membrane
Molecular function (GO): oligopeptide transmembrane transporter activity
Source: RefSeq, a predicted model, not a curated record
UUUAUAUGUCAUUAAAUAUGAACUUAAAACCACUGCAACAAGCACAUAAACAAAGAAAAUAGAAAAAGAAAACAACAAUAAAUAACCAAAACCCAAAUACCAAAAACUCAUAUAAAAAUCAGAUCUUGAAUAAUAAUGGAGAGAAGAAACCCAAGGAGUAGUGAAUCAGAAGCCAUGGAAGCCAUGGAAGAAGGAGGCAAGAAGGCCAUUGAUAACAAUGGUGAUGAUGAGAAGGUUAUAGUGGAAGAGGCUUUUAGGAACACUGCUAUUCCACCAUGGACUAAGCAGAUCACAUUCAGGUCCGUUGUAACGAGUUUUGUUCUGAGCAUUGUGUUCAACUUCAUCGUUUGCAAGCUUAACCUUACGACGGGUGUUAUUCCGUCGUUGAAUGUCGCCGCUGGGCUUUUGGGCUUCGCUGUCGUAAAAGGCUAUUCCGGCAUGCUUGAAAAGAUUGGGAUUCUGAAACAACCUUUUACCCGUCAAGAAAACACUGUCAUCCAAACGUGUGUCGUUGCCUCUUCCGGCAUCGCUUUUAGCAGUGGAACUGCAAGUUAUUUACUGGGAAUGAGUGGAAAAAUAGCAGCACAAGCAGAGGAAGGAAACACUCCAUCCAACGUGAAGGAACUCUCUAUUGGUUGGAUGAUUGGAUUUCUCUUUGCUGUGAGCUUUGUGGGCUUGUUCUCUAUUGUGCCUCUUAGAAAGGUGAUGAUUCUGAGAUACAAAUUAACAUACCCAAGUGGAACUGCAACAGCAUAUCUUAUCAAUAGCUUUCACACCCCAAAAGGAGCUAAGCUAGCAAAGAAACAGGUUGCUGUACUCUUCAAAAGCUUCUGCUUCAGCUUCAUUUUUGCAUUUUUCCAAUGGUUUUAUGCUGCUGGUGAUGGCUGUGGAUUUGUCAACUUCCCAACAUUUGGUCCCCAAGCCUACAAACAGAAUUUCUACUUCGAUUUUUCAUCUACAUAUGUUGGUGUGGGAAUGAUUUGCCCUUACAUGGUAAACAUAUCUUUGCUUAUUGGAGCUGUUCUUUCAUGGGGAAUCAUGUGGCCUUUGAUUGAGAACAAGAAAGGUGAUUGGUAUAGUGCUGAUUUAUCGGCUAGCAGUCUGCAUGGAAUCCAAGGCUACAGGGUUUUCAUUGCUAUAGCUAUGAUGCUCGGAGACGGUCUAUUCCAUGUAUUCUACAUGUUAAUCAAAACAAUCCACAGUCUCUCACAACAAAGUUCCGAGAAAAAAGACUCAUCCACAAUCAAUCCGGCCAUGAAUUCUUCCGACUCAAACUCCGAUUCUCUCCCCGACAACUACGACGAGCAACGCCGGGUCGAGUUCUUCCUCAAAGACCAAAUCCCCAACUGGGCAGCUUGUCUCGGAUACGUCAUCCUCGCAAUUGUUUCCAUAGUUGCAGUGCCUUUCAUCUUCAAGCAGCUCAAAUGGUACCACAUCUUGGUCGCCUACCUUAUCGCCCCUGUUCUCGCCUUUUGCAACGCAUAUGGUUGCGGCCUCACUGACUGGUCUCUGGCCUCCAACUACGGCAAAUUCGCUAUCAUUAUCUUCAGUUCUUGGGUCGGUCUAAACCAUGGAGGAGUCAUCGCAGGCCUUGCAUCUUGUGGUGUUAUGAUGAGCAUCGUUUCUACAGCUUCUGAUCUAAUGCAAGACUUCAAGACCGGUUAUCUAACUUUGGCUUCUCCGAGGUCUAUGUUUUUCAGCCAAGUGUUGGGAACAGCAAUGGGAUGCGUAAUGUCACCAUUGGUGUUCUGGUUCUUCUACAAAGCUUACCCAAUUGGUGACCCCAAUGGUGCAUACCCUGCUCCUUACGGGUUAAUGUACCGAGGCAUCGCUUUACUUGGGGUGGAAGGUAUCUCUUCUUUCCCCAAAAACUGCCUCAAACUCACCAUACUCUUCUUCGUCAUCGCCAUCGUUAUGAAUCUAGCUCGGGAGGUGUUGCAGCAUUACAAGAUCAAUGCUUAUAAGUACAUCCCGAGCCCCAUGUGCAUGGCGAUUCCGUUCUAUCUCGGAGGGUAUUUCGCCAUUGAUAUGUGCGUGGGAAGCUUGAUUCUGUUCCUAUGGCAGAGAAAGAACAAACAGAAAGCUAAUGAUUUCGCUCCGGCCGUUGCUUCGGGACUCAUCUGUGGAGAGUCUCUGUGGGGAGUUCCUGCUGCUAUUCUGGCUCUUGCUGGAGUGAAAGCUCCUCUUUGCAUGAAGUUUUUGACUGCGUCUGUGAAUGACAAGGUUGAUGCUUUCUUGAAUCCCUCUUGAUCAUAUUCAUCAUCAACUUUUGUUUGUACAUUCCAUAUAUAUAUUUUUAUAUUUGUGCCAGUUAUUUUUAUUUUGUGUAGAACUGAAAAGAUUAGAAUUUUUAGGAUUUGGUAAACAGAGUGUUAUUCUAUUUGAUAGUGUAUUGGAAAUCUUUCAUGUUAGUUUAAUCUCUUUACUGGAAAUAUGAUUUGUGGGGGUUAUUAAUGUUAUUUAUGUUAUUGGGAAAUUACCACGUAACAUUAUUUUGGCCA